Eucalyptus grandis is the source of this 2055-nucleotide messenger RNA. Its product is annotated as probable GTP-binding protein OBGM, mitochondrial. Gene Ontology annotation, cellular component: mitochondrion. Lineage: Eukaryota; Viridiplantae; Streptophyta; Magnoliopsida; Myrtales; Myrtaceae. Gene Ontology annotation, molecular function: GTP binding; GTPase activity; magnesium ion binding. Bases 319 to 1845 code for a protein of 508 amino acids. The record is from RefSeq and is a predicted model, not a curated record. The transcript is spliced from 6 exons.
CGAUGGUUCGAUGGCGGUGGUUAGUACCGCGAAGGAAGCAUCGCGCGGAGGGAAAAACCCCCGCCCACCAUGUGUUUGAUGGAAGUUUCGGCACAAACGCCAUCGUUGUCGGGGGGUGUCGUAGGUCCCCAGAAUCCCAUCCGUAGAUUAUCCGACUUCUUGUUUGGGUAAAUGGAGGAAAGCGAUACGAUCUCGCAGCAUGGGGUAUGAUUUAAUGUAGCUGCCUUCCAGAUGUUGGGAAAACAAAAUUUAAGAGGAUAGAUACAACUUGUUAUGUGGGAAAAUUCCCCAAUAUAAGAGAUAAACAUAAGAGACAUCAUGUGGGCACGCCGUGUAAAACUCUUGUGGCAACCGGAAGGGUUGAGGACAACUUCAGAGGCACCAUGGCUCUUGUUAUCUUUGUCUUCUUAUUCAGACUCUCCUGACAAGAAGUCUAAACCUGCUCCUUUGCAGGAAAGGAAAAUGAGAGACAGGAUUAAGCUCUUUGCUAAGGGAGGUGAUGGUGGCAAUGGUUGUUGUAGUAUUCGUCGAAGUCGACGUGAUUCUCGAGGCCAACCCGAUGGAGGGAAUGGUGGGAGAGGUGGAGAUGUCAUUCUAGAAUGCUCUCAGGCAAUUUGGGACUUCAGAAGUGUGCAGCACCACGCACAUGGAGGUAGAGGGGGCCAAGGAUCCUCAAAGAACAUGAUAGGUACCCGCGGAAAAGAUAAGGUUGUCUAUGUACCUCUAGGCACUGUUAUUCAUCUGGUGGAGGGGGAAAUUCCCUGCACGGUUGAAAAGUGUUCUUCAGAAUUAGAUCCAUGGGAGCUUCCAGGUUCACUUGAUGUUCCAUCUGAAUCUAACAGCCAACCUGCUUCAGAUGAUCAGAGUGGAGGAAAAGAAGAUGAAUCAGCACACACCUCUGUUGACACUUCUUAUCGUACUGCAGCUUUAGAAAAGAGAGAAAACGUAGAACAAUCUGCUCAAGAUGCAGCGACUGGUGCUGAAUGUCAUCUUGCUGAUUCUAGCUCAUCAGGGAACAGCAUGGAAGAGGAGACGGUGGAAGAGGAACAAAUAAAGUACAACGUAGCAGAACUAAAAAAGCAGGGAGAGCGAAUAGUCAUUGCUUGUGGAGGAGCAGGUGGACUGGGUAAUGUUUCUACCCCAAAAAUCCCCCGAAAGUCUAACCUAAUACAUCAGUCGCAUAGGGAUGGUGCCUCUGAUCUUGACCAAAAGGAAGGCUCGUUAAAUCUUGGUUUGCCUGGUUCUAUGGCCAUCCUCAUAUUAGAGCUCAAGAGUAUUGCCGAUGUGGGCCUUGUUGGGAUGCCGAAUGCUGGUAAGAGUACUCUUUUGGGAGCCAUAUCAAGAGCUAAACCAAGAAUAGGCCAUUAUGCAUUCACAACGCUCCGCCCUAGUUUAGGAAAUCUGAGCUACGACGACUUGUCAAUAAAGGUGGCCGAUAUUCCAGGACUCAUAAAGGGUGCACAUGAGGAUCGUGGACUUGGGCACGCAUUCUUGCGCCACAUAGAGCGUACAAAGGUUCUGGCUUUUGUAUUAGAUUUAGCAGCAGGGUUGGAUGGUAGAGUGGGAAUCCCACCGUGGGAACAGCUGAGGGAUUUGAUGUUAGAGCUCGAGCACCAUCAGGAGGGAUUAUCUUCUCGCCCCUCCUUGAUAGUGGCAAACAAGAUUGACGAAGCAGGGGCAGAGGAAGUUUACGAGGAGCUGAAAAGGAGGGUGCAAGGUGUGCCUAUCUAUCCCGUCUGCGCCGUCCUGGAGGAAGGAGUAGAAGAACUAAAAGACGGUCUUAGGAUGCUUGUAAGUGGUGAAGCAUCAAACCGACUCAACACGCAUGAUAUUAUGCUCGAGUAGCUUGCCAUCAACUGGCGUGGUUAUCCAUUGUUCUAGGCUUCUCCGAAGCACAAUUUUCCUUACAAUAGAGCUUAGGCCUCAGAUAGGAAAAUAACUUUUAGCGCCUUUCAUACUUCUAUUCUUCCGUGAACAUAUAUAGAAAUGUAUCAUAAAUGACAACAUUUCACCCCGAGGCACUUAUAUCGAUUAGAGGUGCUCCUUUCAUUGUUA